Messenger RNA from Coregonus sp. 'balchen', 35843 nucleotides. NCBI's taxonomy places the organism in Eukaryota, Metazoa, Chordata, Actinopteri, Salmoniformes, Salmonidae. The record is from the annotation of a GenBank genome assembly.
AUGUAUGGGCGUUACACACAGGAGCUCGGCGUGUACGCCAAGGAGGAGGCGGCUCGCCUGCGUGAUGGCGGGGGGUUGCGGCGGUCCACCAGUGCUCGCAGUCGGUCGGCAGAGCUGCUGGAGUAUGAGAAAGACCCCUGCGCCAAGUGUCAUGGUGAGUGACCGACUGACCGUAACAUGACCACACAUAUUUACUAAGAUAUCUAAUGACCUCAACAUGACCACUCAUAUUUAUUGACUUGUGUAAUGACCACAGAAAGACUACAGUGCCAAGUAUCAGAGUGAGCGAUCACUGUGCUCCUAUGACCGCUCCUAUGACUGCACCACAACCACUGGAUUGACAGCGUCAACCUAUGUUGCACUAACCACCUCAGUGAUCAUAAUCUCGGUUUAAACCAGAACUAAAGUCUUCCGUAAUUGGUCAGAUGCUCGAAAAAGUUCUGGGUCCAUACGUGUUAAGAGGAUCGGAACCAGAACGAAGAGCGCCACCCUUUCUCUUUGCAAGUUACGGGCAAGUCUAUGGGCCAAAUGUCCCCUCCCCUUCCAAAAUUCAAAAGAUGCUAACACCUGCGAAAUCGGGAUUUGUCAAAAUAACCAGUGAUGAAAAACCCACUGAAACUAAUGCCGCUCAUUAUCUCGCGCAUCCCAUUGUAUCAUGACAGAUCUACUUACCAUUUAUGUUUACGCAGUCUUUCCACGAGAGAUUACACUGACCAUAACCUGACCUAACCUGACUGCUCUGCUGUAUUGAACACAGAACACAUUUGAAGAGAGGUUCUGAUAUUAGUGGUGCACCCUAUCAGCCUCUAGUGAGAUAGAUAGGUAAAUUUGGCACUUAUGACACAGUAUGAUGACUGAUGAUCAAUCCUGUGCCAUGGCCUCGUGGGUGACAACACUGCUCUUCUGUCACUGUAAAAACAGCCCCCUCUGCUGGUAAUUAAUGGUCACAGUGUGUCUGUGAUGAUGAGGGCUGCUGUUGUGCAUAUCAAUAGUUCCUCUGUUGCCUUCAUCUUACUGCAUCACGCCUUUCAACCUCCUGGCUUUUCUCUCCAGAGUAGUACAAAAUGAUGAGGGCUAGGAACAAGGAGCGGAUCUGCGUAUGACUGCGUGUUGGCUGAAGUUUAUGGCUGUGUUCCAACUGCUUUCUAUCCUUGUCUCCUAUACUCUGUGCCCUUGUGGCUACUGAUCUCAUUAAGAUUGGAUAGGUGAAAGCAAUAUCAUAAAUACUCUGUCUAGCUGACUGGAAAAGAGCUUAGUGAAAAGAUUUGUUGUCAGAGUGAUUGGUUUAGGGACUUUUCUCUGUUAAUAAGCUAGCUAUCAGAAGUAGUUACUGAUCAAGUGUAGUACCUAUUGUUGUGUUCAGUGACCAGUCAAUUUAUUCUCAAUCUAUGUGCGCUAGAGAGAGAGAGAGAGAGAGAGAGAAAGAGAGAGAGAGAGAGAGAGAUUUAAAAUUGUACUAGGAAGACUGGUUUGCGUUCAAGCUAGAAUGAAUGGUGGCCGGCGCAUAGGAUACAAAAUAUCUAUAGAGUUAAAAAGGUACUCGCACUCAAACCAUGAAAAGGAAUAACCCAAUGAGGCCGAGAUGCAAAAAAAAAAAAAAAGGGUGAAAUUUCACAGUGCUAUAAAAAGAAAAAGGACCCAACUCGGCCUCUCUUCAAUAAGACUCUUGAGUACCAGCGAGAUCUUGCCACGUUCUUGUACAUGUUGUAUAACACGAGGAGAGCAGAGCCCAGCCAUCCUCCCACCAGAGGAGUAGGAGGAUGAGUGUGUGCCUCUGUUCUAUUCUGUGUGUGUGUGUGUGUGUGUGUGUGUGCCUCCCUCUGUUCUACUCCACAUCCAGAGCCACAGUUUGAGAGCCAAGCCUACACACUCCGUCAAAAGGCUGAGCUGCUCAUCGUGACGGUUAGCUUUAGAGAGCGCUAACAUGCUACGCUAACACUUAAUCCAGCGUGACUGACUCCUCUCACUCACCACCAUCGGCGUCUACUGUAUUCAAUAUAGUACACUGAGUUUAUAUGUAGUUCUACUGCAUUUUAUUGUGAUGAUCUGCGUGCGUAUAAACUUAACUUCCUUAGAUUGCGUGUUGAAAAAAAAAAUGUUUACAACCUGGAGUUGUGAGGGAAAGACUUGAGCCCAGAUAACAGGUUGUGGUUUCCAAAGUGUUUCCGGUAUUUAUUUAUCCUGUUUGAGGUGUUCUUCGAGACUUCAUUUGAGAUGUGCCAGUGCCUCUCAUGAAAUGGGCUUUUGCCAUUUUGUGCACUGGUUGCUAGUGAUUGUUGUAGCCUAUGCUUACGCUGAGGGAGUUUACGCUCACAUUUGUUUUGAUUAUUUUGGCCCACAUGUCAUUAUGUAAUUUAUUUUUGUAUGAUUCAUAUUCCGAACAGAAUAGAAAAAUAUGCAUCUGGCAGACCGUGUGUGUUUUGGAUUGAGAAGAAGACGUCUGUCACGCUACUGUGGCUGCUGAUAUAAGGACGGGCCAAGUCGCCCAUGCAAGCACUGGGCAGAGGGCCACACACCACGUGCCAAACUAGUGUGUGUUUGUGUGUAUCUGUUUGCCAGAACGUCCUCCUGAGAUGGCAUAGGUACCACUAGCGGUGGUGCCACUAGUUGAUGGUAGGACCGCUAGUCUGAUUUAUUGCCAUGGGAUAUCGUGGAAAUAGUCUGUACGACGAUAUUUCCUGUGAACAUUUUGUCAAAAAUGUCGACCUGCACAGGGAGGGACCAACCUCUAUUGUGGAAAAGUCUGUACAAUAAUAAUUUCCGGUUAACCUUUUUUUAUUUUAAAGAAGAGUGGACCCUAUAUAUUUUUAUGCUGUUUUCAGAAAAAGUAGAAAUUACAAGGCUAUACAGAUGAUUAGGGGAGAGAAAAUGGGAGGGGUCGAUGCAGGGAUUGGACCCAGGUCUCCAUCGGGGCGCAUGUGUGUCGAGAGCGGGAAGUGUUACCCCUUGAUCCCAGAUCUACACACUGUGAACAUUUUGUCCGAAAAUUCAAUCCCCCAACGAACCAACCGAGUAUUUGAAAUUUAAUUUUAUUAAUCGCCUAUCAAGAUAGCAAUGAGAAUAUACAGUGAGCUCCAAAAGUAUUGGGACAGUGACACAUUUUUUGUUGUUUUGGCUCUGUACUCCAGCACUUUGGAUUUGAAAUUAUACAAUGACUACGAGGUUAAAGUGCAGAUUAUCAGCUUUAAUUUGAGUAUUUGGUCCCAUAUUCCUAGCAUGCAAUGAUUACAUCAAGCUUGUUGGAUGCAUUUGCUGUUUGUUUUGGUUGUGUUUCAGAUUAUUUUGUGUCCAAUAGAAAUCAAUCAAAUGUAUUUAUAAAGCCCUUUUUACAUUAGCAGAUGUCACAAAGUACUAUACAGAAAACCAGCCUAAAACCCCAAACAGCAAGCAAUGCAGAUGUAGAAGCACGGUGGCUAGGAAAAACUCCCAAGAAAGGCAGGAACCUAGGAAGAAACCUAUAGAGGAACCAGGCUCUGCGGGGUGGCCAGUCCUCUUCUGGCUGUGUCGGGUGGAGAUUAUAAGAGUACAUGACCAUUAAGGCCAGAUUGUUCUUCAAGAUGUUAAAACGUUAAUAGAUGACCUGCAGGGUCAAAUAAUAAUCACAGUGGUUGUAGAGGGUGCAACAGGUCAGUAUCUCAGGAGUAAAUGUCAGUUGAAAAAAGCAGGUCCAGGACAAGGUAGCACGUCCGGUGAACAGGUCAGGAUUCUAUAGCAACAGCCAGAACAGUUGAAACUGGAGCAACAGCACGGCCAGGUGGACUGGGGACAGCCAGGAGUCAUCAGGCAAGGUAGUCCUGAGGCAUGGUCCUAGGGCUCAAGUCCUCUGGGAGGAGACAUACACUACCAGUCAAAAGUUUGGACACACCUACUCAUUCAAGGGUUUUUCUUUAUUUUUAAAUUUUUUUACAUUGUAGAAUAAUAAUGAAGGCAUCAAAACUAUUAAAUAACAUAUGGAAUCAUGUAGUAACAAAAUUAGUGUUAAACAAAUAUAUAUUAGAGAUUCUUCAAAGUAGCCACCCUUUGCCUUGAUGACAGCUUUGCACACUCUUGGCAUUCUCUCAACCAGCUUCAUGAGGUAGUCACCUGGAAUGGAUUUCAAUUAACAGGUGUGCCUUCUUAAAAGUUAAUUUGUGGAAUUUAUUUCCUUCUUAAUGCGUUGGAGCCAAUCAGUUGUGUUGUGACAAGGUAGGGUUGGUAUACAGAAGAUAGCCCUAUUUGGUAAAAGACCAAGUCCGUAUUAUGGCAACAACAGCUCAAAUAAGCAAAGAGAAACGACAGUCCAUCAUUACUUUAAGACAUGAAGGUCAGUCAAUACGGAAAGUGCAGUCGCAAAAACCAUCAAGCCCUAUGAUGAAACUGGCUCUCAUGAGGACCGCCACAGGAAUGGAAGACCCAGAGUUACCUCUGCUGCAGAGGAUAAGUUCAUAAGAGUUACCAGCCUCAGAAAUUGCAGCCCAAAUAAAUGCUUCACAGAGUUCAAGUCAUAGACACAUCUCAACAUCAACUGUUCAGAGGGGACUGUGUGAAUCAGGCCUUCAUGGUCGAAUUGCUGCAAAGAAACCACUACUAAAGGACACCAAUAAGAAGAAGAGACCUGCUUGGGCCAAGAAACACAAGCAAUGGACAUUAGACUGGUGGAAAUCUGUCCUUUGGUCUGGAGUCUAAAUUGGAGGUUUUUGGUUCCAACCGCCGUGUCUUUGUGAGAGGCAGUGUGGGUGAACAGAUGAUCUCUGCAUUUGUAGUUCCCACCGUAAACCAUGGAGGAGGAGAUGUUAUGGUGUGGGAGUGCUUUGCUGGUGACACUGUCUGUGAUUUAUUUAGAAUUCAAGGCACACUUAACCAGCGAUACGCCAUUCCAUCUGGUUUGGGCUUAGUGGGACUAUCAUUUGUUUUUCAACAGGACAAUGACCCAACACACCUCCAGGCUGUGUAAGGGCUAUUUUACCAAGAAGGAGAGUGAUGGAGUGCUGCAUCAGAUGACCUGGCCUCCACAACCCACCGACCUCAACCCAAUCGGGAUGGUUUUGGAUGAGUCGGACCACAGAGUGAAGGAAAAGCAGCCAACAAGACACUGUGGCCCCGUCCGACAGGGCCAACCAGGCAGGAUAUAACCCCAACCACUUUGCCAAAGCACAGUCCCCACACCACUAGAGGGAUAUCAACAGACCACCAACUUACUACCCUUAUACAAGGCUGAGUAUAGCCCACAAAGAUCUCCUACACCGCACAAGCCCAAGGGGCGCAAAACCGGACAGGGAGGUCACGUCAGUGACUCAACCCACUCAGGGACGGCAUGGAAGAGCACUAUUAAGCCAGUGACUCAGCCCCCGUAAUAGGGUCAGAGGCAGAGAAUCCCGGUGGAGAGAGGGGAGCCGGCCAGGCAGAGACAGCAAGGGCGGUUUGUCGCUCCAGUGCCUUGCCGUUCACCUUCGCACCCCUGGGCCAGACUACACUCAAUCAUAGGACCUACUGAAGAGAUGAGUCUUCAGUAAAGACUUAAAGGUUCAAAUCAAAUCAAAUCAAAUGUUAUUUGUCACAUACACGUGUUUAGCAGAUGUUAUAGCGGGUGUAGCGAAAUGCUUGUGCUUCUAGCUCCGACAGUGCAGUAAUAUCUAACAAUUUCACAACAUAUACCCAAUACACACAAAACUAGUAAGGAAUGGGAUUUAAAAUAUAUACAUAUACAGUGAGGGAAAAAAGUAUUUGAUCCCCUGCUGAUUUUGUACGUUUGCCCACUGACAAAGAAAUGAUCAGUCUAUACUUUUAAUGGUAGGUUUAUUUGAACAGUGAGAGACAGAAUAAAAAUAAAAAAAUCCAGAAAAACGCAUGUCAAAAAUGUUAGAAAUUGAUUUGCAUUUUAAUGAGGGAAAAAAAUAUUUAAUCCCCUCUCAAUCAGAAAGAUUUCUGGCUCCCAGGUGUCUUUUAGGGCGGCAGGUAGCUUAGUGGGUAAGAGCGUUGUGCCAGUAACCGAAAGGUCGCUGGUUCUAAUCCCCGAGCCGACUAGGUGAAAAAUCUGUCGAUGUGCCCUUAAGCAAGGCACUUAACCCUAAUUGCUCCUGUAAGUCGCUCUGGAUAAGAGCGUCUGCUAAAUGACUAAAAUGUAAAUGUAAAAUGUUUUAUACAGGUAACGAGCUGAGAUUAGGAGCACACUCUUAAAGGGAGUGCUCCUAAUCUCAGCGUGUUACCUGUAUAAAAGACACCUGUCCACAGAAGCAAUCAAUCAAUCAGAUUCCAAACUCUCCACCAUGGCCAAGACCAAAGAGCUCUCCAAGGAUGUCAGGGACAAGAUUGUAGACCUACACAAGGCUGGAAUGGGCUACAAGACCAUCGCCAAGCAGCUUGGUGAGAAGGUGACAACAGUUGAAGCGAUUAUUCGCAAAUGGAAGAAACACAAAAUAACUGUAAAUCUCCCUCGGCCUGGGGCUCCAUGCAAGAUCUCACCUCGUGGAGUUGCAAUGAUCAUGAGAACGGUGAGGAAUCAGCCCAGAACUACACGGGAGGAUCUUGUCAAUGAUCUCAAGGCAGCUGAGACCAUAGUCACCAGGAAAACAAUUGGUAACACACUACGCCGUGAAGGACUGAAAUCCUGCAGCGCCCACAAGGUCCCCCUGCUCAAGAACGCACAUAUACAGGGCCGUCUGAAGUUUGCCAAUGAACAUCUGAAUGAUUCAGAGGAGAACUGGGUGAAGAUGAGUCAGAUUUGGUCGGAUGAGACCAAAAUGGAGCUCUUUGGCAUCAACUCAACUCGCCGUGUUUGGAGGAGGAGGAAUGCUGCCUAUGACCCCAAGAACACCAUCCCCACCGUCAAACAUGGAGGUGGAAACAUUAUGCUUUGGGGGUGUUUUUCUGCUAAGGGGACAGGACAACUUCACCGCAUCAAAGGGACGAUGGACGGGCCAUGUACCGUCAAAUCUUGGGUGAGAACCUCCCUCCCUCAGCCAGGGCAUUGAAAAUGGGUCGUGGAUGGGUAUUCCAGCAUGACAAUGACCCAAAACACAUAGCCAAGGCAACAAAGGAGUGGCUCAAGAAGAGGCACAUUAAGGUCCUGGAGUGGCCUAGCCAGUCUCCAGACCUUAAUCCCAUAGAAAAUCUGUGGAGGGAGCUGAAGGUUCGAGUUGCCAAACGCCAGCCUCGAAACCUUAAUGACUUGGAGAAGAUCUGCAAAGAGGAGUGGGAUAAAAUCCCUCCUGAGAUGUGUGCAAACCUGGUGGCCAACUACAAGAAACGUCUGACCUCUGUGAUUGCCAACAAUGGUUUUGCCACUAAGUCAUGUUUUGCAGAGGGGUCAAAGACUUAUUUCCCUCAUUAAAAUGCAAAUCAAUUCAUAACAUUUUUGACAUGCGUUUUUCUGGAUUUUUUUUUUGUUAUUCAUUGUUCAAAUAAACCUACCAUUAAAAUUAUAGACUGAUCAUGUCUUUGUCAGUGGGCAAACGUACAAAAUCAGCAGGGGAUCAAAUACUUUUUUCCCUCACUGUAUGGACAAGCAAUGACAGAGCGGCAUGGACUAAGAUACAGUAGAAUAUUAUAGAAUAGAAUGCAGUAUAUACAUAUGAGAUGAGUAGUGCAAGAUAUGUAAACAUUAUUAAAGUGACUAGUGUUCCAUUUCUUAAAGUGGCCAGUGAUUUAAAUAGGCAGCAGCAGCCUCUAAUGUGCUAGUGAUGGCUAUUUAACAGUCUGAUGGCCUUGAGAUAGAAGCUGUUUUUCAUUCUCUCGGUCCCAGCUUUGAUGCACCUUUACUGACCUCGCCUUCUGGAUGAUAGCGGGGUGAACAGGCAGUGGCUCGGGUGGUUGAUGUCCUUGGUGAUCUUUUUGGCCUUCCUGUGACAUCGGGUGCUGUAUGUGUCUUGGAGGGCGGGUAGUUUGCCCCCGGUAAUGUGUUCGGCAGACCGCACCACCCUCUGGAGAGCCCUGCGGUUGUGGGCGGUACAGUUGCCGUACCAGGCGGUGAUACAGGAUGCUCUCAAUUGUGCAUCUGUAAAGGUUUGUGAGGGUUUUAGGUGCUAAGCCGAAUUUCUUCAGCCUCCUGAGGUUGAAGAGGCUUUGUUGCGCCUUCUUCACCACACUGUCUGUGUGGGUGGACCAUUUCAGUUUGUCGGUGAUGUGUACUCCAAGGAACUUGAAGCUUUCCACCUUCUCCACUGCGGUCCAGUCGAUGUGGAUAGGGGGGUGCACCCUCUGCUGUUUCCUGAAGUCCACGAUCAUCUCCUUUGUUUUGUUGAUGUUGAGUGAGAGGUUAUUUUCCUGGCACCACACUCCCAGAGCCCUCACCUCCUCCCUGUAGGUGGUCUUGUCAUUGUUGGUAAUCAAGCCUACUACUGUUGUGUCGUCUGCAAACUUGAUGAUUGAGUUGGAGGCGUGCUUGGCCACGCAGUCAUGGGUGAACAGGGAGAGACCAAGUCUGCGUCUCUCACAUGGAUAGGCAGACCAUUCCAUAAAAAUUUAGCUCUAUAGGAGAAAGCCUCCAGCUGUUUGCUUAGAAAUUCUAGGGACAAUAAGGAGGCCUGCGUCUUGUAACCGUAGCGUACAUGUAGGUAUGUACGGCAGGACCAAAUCUGGGAGAUAAGUAGGAGCAAGCCCAUGUAAUACUUUGUGGGUUAGCAGUAAAACCUUGAAAUCAGCCCUAGCCUUAACAGGAAGCCAGUGUAGAGAGGCUAGCACUGGAGUAAAAUGAUACCUUUUUUUCUAGCAGCCGUGUUUAUUUAGUGCUUUAUCCGGGUAGCCGGAGAGUAGAGCAUUGCAGUAGUCUAAUCUAGAAGUGACAAAAGCAUGGAUUAGCUUUACGGCAUCAGUUUUGGACAAACGUUUCUGUCGGGUUUUUUUGCAAUGUUAUGAAUGGAAAAAGCUUUCCUUGAUAUUCUUCCUAAGUUUGUCAAAGAGAGAUCAGGGUCCAGAGUAAACCGAGGUCCCUUCGUUUUUAUGUCGACGACUGUACAACCAUCAAGAUUCAUUGUCAGAUCCAACAGCAGAUCUCUUUUCUGACCUACCUAGCAUCUUGUUUGUCGAUUUAAAACAAAAAAAACCUCUGCAUCACUUACUAUGUCUAACAAAGCUCAGGUGUUUUGGGGCUCCCAUUUUCAUCAAUCAAUCAAUUUUAUUUAUAAGCCUCUUACAUCGCUUAUCUCGAGUGCUGUAGAAACACACCUAAGCUUGCAGUGUGAAGCACGGUGUAGAAAAUCCCUAGAAGCAAACUGGAGAACCUAGAAGGAACAGCUAUGAGGGUGCUUCCGGUUGCGGGGGAGAUUCACUGCCAGAUGUUAAAAUGUCAUAGUGAAAUGUACAGAUGUGUGUCGUGUCCGCAUAGCAGUAGAAGAAGUGACAGUGUUGACAUUUCCCAGUGAACAUCACCAAGAGGGUAGAUUAUAUAUAGUGAAAACAUAGUGGUCCUUAAAACGGAACCUUGGGAACACCAGAAACGUUUACAAUUGAAUUGUCAGUCGGACAAACCAUUCCACAGAGCACGAACGAUUAUCUUUCCGACAGAUAAGAUCUAAACCAGGGAAGGACUUGUCUGUGUAGACCAAUUAGCGUUUCCAAUCUCUCCAAAAGAAUGUGGUGAUCGAUGGUGUCAAAAGCAGCACUAAGGUCUAGGAGCACGAGGACAGAUGCAGAGCUUUGGUCUGACGCCAUUAAAAGGUAAUUUACCACCUUCACGAGUGCAGACUCAGUGCUAUGAUGGGGACUAAAACCAGACUGAUGCGUUUCGUAUACAUUAGUUGUCUUCAGGAAGGCAGUGAGUUGCUGCACAACAGCUUUUUCAAAAAAAAAUUGAGAGGAAUGGGAGAUUCGAUAUCGGCUGACAGUUUUUUACAUUUUCCAGGUCAAGGUUUGGCUUUUUCAAGAGAGGCUUUAUUACUGCCACUUUUAGUGAGUUUGGUACACAUCCGGAGGAUAGGGAGCCGUUUAUUAUUAUGUUCAACAUAGGAGGGCCAAGCACAGGAAGUAGUUCUUUCAGUAGUUUAGUUGGAAUAGGGUCCAGUAUGCAGCUUGAAGGUUUAGAGGCCAUUACUAUUUUCAUGAAUGUGUCAAGAGAUACAGGAUGAAAAAACUUGAGUGUCUCCAUUGAUCCUAGGUCCUGGCAGUUCUGUGCAGACUCAGGACAACUGAGCUUUAGAGAAAUAUGCAGAUUCAAAAAGGAGUCCGUAAUUUGCUUUCGUCAAAGAAGUUCAUGAAUUCAUCACUGCUGAAGUAAAAGCCAUCCUCUCUUUUGGAAUGCUGCUUUUUAGUUAGCUUUGCGACAGUAUAAAAAAUAAAUGUUGGAUUGUUCUUAUUCUCCUCAAUUAGGUUGGAAAAAUAGGAUGAUCGAGCAGCAGUGAGGGCUCUUCGAUAUUGCACGGUACUGUCUUUCCAAGCUAGUCGGAAGACUUCCAGUUUGGUGGCGCUCCAUUUCCGUUCCAAUUUUCUGGAAGCUUGCUUCAGGGCUCAGGUAUUUUCUCUAUACCAGGGAGCUAAUUUCUUGUGAGAAAUGUUUUUUGUUUUUAGGUGUGCGACUGCAUCUAGGGUAUUUUGCAAGGUUACAUUUUGAUCCUAAGUUAGGUGGUUAACCGAUGUUUGUACUCCGACGUCCUUGGGUAGAUGGAGGGAGUCUGGAAGGGCAUCUAGGAAUCUUUGGGUUGUCCGAGAAUUUAUAGCACGGCUUUUGAGGAUCCUUGGUUGGGGUCUGAGCAGAUUAUUUGUUGCGAUCGCAAACGUAAUAAGAUGGUGGUCCGAUAGUCCAGGAUUAUGAGGAAAAACAUUUAGAUCCACAAUAUUUAUUCCAUGGGACAAAACUAGAUCCAGGGUAUGACUGUGGCAAUGUGUAGGUCCGGAGACAUGUUGGACAAAACCCACUGAAUCGAUGAUGGCUCCGAAAGCCUUUUGGAGUGGGUCUGUGAACUUUGCGGGACGCGCAGAGGAUAUGGUCACUAGUGUAACCAGGAGGAGAGGCCUCAUUUAACACAAUACAUUUAUCAGGCUUGAGCCAUGUUUCAGUCAGGCCAAUCACAUCAAGAUUAUGAUCAGUGAUUAGUUCAUUGACUAUGACCGCCUUUGAAGUAAGGGAUCUAACAUUAGGUAGCCCUAUUUUGAGAUGUGAGAUAUCACAAUCUCUUUCAAUAAUGACAGGAAUGGAGGAGGUCUUUAUUCCAGUGAGAUUGCUAAGGUGAACACCGCCAUGUUUAGUUUUGCCCAACCUAGAUCGAGGCAGAGACACGGUCUCAAUGGGGAUAACUGAAUUAAGUGAUAAUGCCCGAGAAGCCGGUCUUUGGAGGAUAUAUUGGCACGGGGUGUUGUUAGGCCCUCCAAACACUGCUUUCGAGGGCAUUAUCACUUUUAUACAACAGGUUACCAAUAUAUUCAAAUAAUUUUCAUUAAAAACUUUAUUUUGAUUAAUUUAAUAAUGAUAUUUCAUCCUUCCACAAGAUAUAGUCCCGACACAAAUCUAGGGUUCCUAUCCAAGCCGGCUGGUCAUUUGUUCUAUUGGUUCGGUUGCCAGAGACGCGACCCAGACGUUCUGUUUUUUUGUUCUGUAUCCAGUCGUUCGUUCUAAAUGUUCCAUUGCCAUACUGGCUGGCAACGUUCUUAGCCCUUGCUUGCUAACUAGCCAACUACGGUUAACUUACAGUCACAUCAAAAAGUGCAGCCAGAAUAACAGCAAAGUAGCUGCAUUUGCAUUUGUUUAAGCUGUUUUCUAGUGACAUUUAUUUGGAUACAUCCAUGGCAAUGAGCUAAUGAGGCGCGAUUUCGCCUGGCAUAGAAAAUGUGCUCACUCGUCAGGACACUAUUGUUCAGAGGAGCUAGCCAACAACACAGCUAACACAAUCACUUCAAACUGAAGCUAAAAAGACUGCAAACUAGCUGCACUUCAUUUCAUUGUACCUUUUUUCAAUGUACCUUUUUUUGUAUAUAUCCAUAAAAAUGAUGCAGGCUGAUUCAUGAUUUUGACUGGCUGAGAAACGCUGCCUGCCUGUUUGUCUCGUCCCGACUCGUUCAUUACUAUGGGACAGCUGGAGAUCGAAUUUGAAUAUUGAAACAAUUUAGCAAAUGUCGGAGAGACAGAUAGCAAGGUUUAUACAAAUCUCCGCUGUUGAAAACUAAAUGUUAGUCAACAAGAAAUGUGAGAAAAUGUCUAGAUGCUUUUUAUAGUGGAGAUCAAGUUUAUAAAUUGCUUGGCUGGGUUGAUGAGACAGUGGGUUGCGCAGUCAGAUGGAACAGAGUAAAUAGGCAUUUUAACGUCAUAGAUUUAACCGGUUGUAACUUGUGGAAUAGACAACGGCUGGAAUGCAGUUUUAACCAAUCAGCAUUCAGUAUUAGACCCACCCGUUGUAUAAUGGUAAAUAAUGUAUUGUGUAAUUUUGGAGUCACUUUUAUUGUAAAUAAGAAAAGAAUAUGUUUCUAAACACUUCUACAUUAAUGUGGAUGCUACCAUUAUAAUGGAUAGUCCUGAAUGAAUCGUGAAUAAUGAUGAGUGAGAAAGUUACAGAUACACAAAUAUCAUAGCAUGCUCUUCAAUCGAACGCUGCUGGCACCCGCCCACCCGACUAGAAUCACUACUCUCGACGGGUCUGACCUAGAGUAUGUGGACAACUACAAAUACCUAGGGGUCUGGUUAGACUGUAAACUCUCCUUCCAGACUCACAUUAAGAAUCUCCAAUCCAAAGUUAAAUCUAGAAUCGGCUUCCUAUUUAGCAACAAAGCCUCCUUCACUCAUGCUGCCAAACAUGCCCUUGUAAAACGGACUAUCCUACCGAUCCAUGACUUUGGCGAUGUCAUUUACAAAAUAGCCUCCAACACUCUACUCAGCAAAUUGGAUGUUGUCUAUCACAGUGCCAUCCGUUUUAUCACCAAAGGCCAAUAUACUACCCACCACUGUGAACUGUACGCUCUUGUUGGCUGGUCCUCACUACAUAUUCGUCGCCAAACCCACUGGCUCCAGGCCAUCUAUAAAUCACUGCUAGGCAAAUCCCUGCCUUAUCUUAGCUCAUUGGUCACCAUAGCAACACCCACCCGUAGUAUGCGCUUCAGCAGGUAUAUCUCACUGGUCAUCCCCAAAGCCAACACCUCCUCUGGCCGCCAUUCCUUCCAGUUCUCUGCUGCCAAUGACUGGAACGAAUUGCAAAAAUCUCUGAAGCUGGAGACUCUUAUCUCCCUCACUAACUUUAAGCAUCAGUUGUCAGAGCACCUUACCGAUCACUGCACCUGUACACAGCCCAUCUGAAAUUAGCCCACCCAACUACCUCAUCCCCAUAUUGUUAUUUAUUUUGCUCAUUUGCACCCCGGUAUCUCUAUUUGCACAUCAUCUCUUGCACAUCUAUCAUUCCAGUGUUAAUACUAAUUGUAAUUAUUUUGCACUAUAGCCUAUUUAUUGCCUUACCUCCAUAACUUGCUACAUUUGCACACACUGUAUAAUAUUUUCUUGGUUGUAUUUUGACUUUAUUUUGGUUUACCCCCAUAUGUAACUCUGUGUUGUUGGGGAAACCAAUUGUAAAGUGUUACCCCUAGGGGUGAACGCACCAAUUGGUGAGUCGCUCUGGAUAAGAGCGUCCUGCUAAUGACGUAAAUGUGCCCUUGAGCACGGCAGUUAAACCCUAAUUGCUCCGGUAAGUCGCUCCUGGAUAAGAGCGUCUGCUAAAAUGACUAAAUGUAAAUGUAAAUGUUUGUUGUUUUUUAUCGCACGGCUUUGCUUUAUCUGGCCAGGUCGCAGUUGUAAAUGAGAACUUGUUCUCAACUGGCUUACCUGGUUAAAUAAAGGUGAAAUAAAUAAAAAUAAAUACCCCCAAGACAUGCUAACCUCUCACCAUUACAAUAACAGGGGAGGUUAGCAUUUUUUGGGGGGUAUGAUAUUUGUAGCUAGGAUAGUCCACUCAGUAACAAUUUGCCACUGUUUUCCAUGGAGUCCUGGGUUCCAUAUCAUCAAUAAAAACAGAUCAAAACAUUUCUGUGUAUUCAAACAAACACAUUUCAACUUGACUGUUACUAUUUGCAUGUAAUGAUCAUAUAUAAUUGAACAAUUCACAAAUGCAAACAUAAAGCAUUUAACACUCAACUGUCUCUGUUUUGAUUCUGAACAGUCUUUGUUUUUAGUCCGUAAGACUAGUCAGACAAGGAGGUACACUACAUCUCAUUCCAAAAUCAUGGGCAUUAGUAUGGAGUUGGUCCCCCCUUUGCUGCUAUAACAGCCUCCACUCUUCUGGGAAGGUUUUGCACUAGAUGUUGGAACAUUGCUACGGGGACUUGCUUCCAUUCAGCCACAAGAGCAUUAGUGAGGUCAGGCACUGAUGUUGGGCGAUUAGGCCUGGCUCGCAGUCGGCGUUCCAAUUCAUCCCAAAGGUGUUCGAUGGGGUUGAGGUCAGGGCUCAAUGCAGGCCAGUCAACUUCUUCCACACCGAUCUCAACAAACCAUUUCUGUAUGGACCUUGCUUUGUGCAUGGGGGAAUUGUCAUGCUGGAACAGGAAAGGGCCUUCCCCAAACUGUUGCCACAAAGUUGGAAGCACAGAAUCGUCUAGAAUGUCAUUGUCUAGAAUGUCAUUGUAUGCUGUAGUGUUUGCCAUGUGUUUCAUGCUAUUCCAUUUGCUCCAUUCCAGCCAUUAUUAUGAGCCUUCUUCCCCUCAGAAGCCUCCACUGUCAUCCACAAUGAGCUCUGUUUCCUUUUGUGAAUCAAAGUAUGACAUGGUGGAGUCACUGGUUUGUGCUGUCUUAAUUUUUUUCAGCGCUGUUUCCUGUUCCUCACCCCACUGCCAUGGAACAUCCUUCUUUGUGAGCUACCGUAGUGGCACAUUGAUGGUGGCAUAAUCCUGAAUGAAACCUGAGCAGUAGUUGGCCAUGCCGAGAAGAUUCAUUAUUUGACUUGCAUUUUGGGGAUUGCUGGCCUUGUGAAUGGCAAUGACUUUUUUUGGGUCAGCUGAGAUACCACCAGCAGAGAAGAUGAAACCAAAGAACUUUCGAACAAUACUCUCAGGCUGUUAUUGUGGUGAGCUUGUGUUGCUCCAUACACAAUGAUGUCGUCGCUGAGGUUUUUCACACCUGCAAUGCCUUAGAGUGUCUGACAGAUAGCAUUCUGGAACACCUCUGCAGCUGAAGUGAUACCUAAGUUCAAUCAUUUAUACCUCCUCAGGCCUAGAUGAGUGGUGAACGUGGUCAUAUCUGCUGUCGGGUGUAGUUAAUGUUGGUGAUAUCCAGCUUUUAGAUCCAGCUUGGAAAACACUGUGGUUCUGUUGAGCUUGUGGAUGACGUCGUCCAUGGUGUGAUGUGACAUUCACGUAGAAUGGCUGUAUUGGCUUCGCACUUGUCUGCGCAGACUCUGACCUUGUCUGGGUCCUUGGGUUUUGAGGGUGUCACGAUGGGGGAGACCCAGGGUGUAGGGCCUGCCACCCCACUGGGCAAAAACUAGUUGAAUCAACGUUGUUUCCACGUCAUAGCAACCAAAUUCAAUGUGAUUACUUUAAAUCAAUGUGGAACACUGAUUGGAUUGGGGAAAAAGUAAUCAACGUAAGGGAAUUUAGUCUUUUUUUCACCCAACUUUUAACCUAAAUCCAAUGACAUGGUGAAAUAUUUUGUUGAUUUCACGUUGAAUUCACAUUAGUUAACAACUCAACCAAAUGUAAAUCAAGACUAGACGUUGAACUGACGUCUGUUCCCAGUGGGACCGUCUCGACGAUGUCAUCAGUCUCCAGUGGUUAUAGCUCCCCGGAUGUGGAAGGGCACACGCCUGUGUGGUUGGCAUGUGGGCUGGACUUUGGUAUCUGUGUGUAGUUUCACCUGGGAAUCAUUCAACUCUCCGAUUCCAUUGAACAUUCUGGAUGGUUGUCCACAAGUUCAUCUGCCGCUGUGCGCUUGACUGGUGAGGGAGACGGAGUUGAUUAUCUUGAUCAGGCUUAGCUCCUCAGUUGUUUGGUAGCUUAGCAGGGAGUAGCCAUCACCUUGAAUGACAUAGAAUGUGCUCUGAGUUUUCUUGUCUUGCCUCUACAUUGCAUGUGAGUGCACCAGCAAUGUGCAGUGGGUUUGUGGAGCCAUGUGAACAUAUCUUGAUUUUGGCCUGGCUGAGCUGCGGCCGUGGCUUAAGUGUAUUGAAAACCACCUCUGAUAAUGUUCACUGCAGCCCCUGUCUAUCAGAACUACUACUCUGACACCAUUUAGCUGAAUGUGUGUCUGUGGUUGUCUAACACUUGUCACUGUUAACCACAAACACACAGGCAUCAUCACUGCUUGAUGAAUCUCGCCUCGCACUUUCACUAUGUGUUGCGCUUACUUGGUUAACUUUCUGCCGUGAUCUGUGUCGUUUAGCAUUGUCUCUGGUGUCUGUGUGCUGCUCAUGUUUUGCUUUUGAUCGACACUGCUUUUCAAAGUGAUUUUGUAGUACUAUGGCUCUACCAUGAGGUGUCGUAUUACACGAGUGUUGUCGUAAACAAUGUAGUAAAUGUUACUGCACUGUCGGACAUAGAACAUUACAUGUAUGUGUGCCUGUGUGUGUAUAUUCCAACUCAAUGUGUUUGUGUCCAUGUGUGCAUAUGUGUGUGUGCAUGCUCACCUGAGUGUGUGUGCACGCCCAUGCGCAUGUGUGGGCGAGGUGCCAUUCAGCAGGUGCCCUGGCUGGCUGUCGUCAUCUGGGCCUAUCACGCUGCCACAAACACAGUUGUGCCCCUGCUUCCCUCAAUGUCCCCCUGUGACCUGCCCUCUAUACCCCGGCUACUGCCCCCAUCGCUCUCUGUCUGUCAGUUGCUUUCUCUCUCUCUCUCUCUCUCUCUCUCUCUCUCUCUCCCUCUCUCCUCUCUCCUCUCUUCUCCUUCACUCCUCUCUUCUCUCAUCCACUCUCCAUCUCUCUCUCUCCUCUCUCUCUCACUCUUCUCUCAUCUCUCUCCUCUCUCUCUUCUCUCGUCUCUUCUCUCUCUCUCUCUCUCUCUCUUCUCCAUCUCUCUCUCUCUCUCUCUCUCCUCUCUCUCUCUCUCUCAUCAUCUCGCGCCCAUUCAAUUGAGAAUAUUGACUGUCAAUGAACACAACAAUAGUACUAACACUUACACAUAAUUCUCUCUCUCUCGAUCCUAUCUAUUAACAGAGAAAGUUCUGUCUCUCCCUUGAUUUAUCAUUCCUCUCCCUCUUAUCUCUUUCCUUUUCCCCCUCUCCCUCCAUCUUUCUCUCUCACUUGUCCAUCUCUCCCUCCCUACAUCAAUAUUUAUCUCGCCAUCUCUCACCAAGAUAACACGUUUGAAUUUCAAAUCAGUAGUAUAUGUUUAUUUAAGGACAAAGUGAUAUUGAUAUCCUUGUGGCAGUGAAGGGACAUUGGUUAAAUACAGAAAAUGUACAGAAACUGUGUCAGUAGAACACUUUUAGUGUCUUGAGGGACACAGUCCAUGAAUGCUCUAAACACUAAACCAGUAGAAUUCCAGACUUUGCCAGUUCAUAGAAAAAGGAGAAUAAAAUGAGUCCAAUGAAGCCUCUUUUCACUGACCUAACCUUAUUUAUAUAUAUAUAUAUAUAUAUUUUACAUAUCAGCCCAUAGCCUCUCAAAGGCUGUGUCCCAAAUGGCACCCUAUUUGCUAGUGCACUACUUUUGACCAGAGCCCUAUGGUCCCAAAAAUAGUGCCCUAUAUAGGGAAUAGGGUGCCAUUUGGGACACAGUCUUUGAGAGGCUAUGGGCUGAUAUGUCUGUGUAGUAAGACAAAGACAGACAUAUAGAGAAAUAGGUCAGCUAAAAGAGGCUUUAAUGGACUCAAUUUAUUAAUGGACUGUAUCCCUCAAGAUACUCAAAGUGUUCUACUGACACAGUUGCUGUACAUUUUCUGUAUUUAACCAAUGUACCUUCACUGCCACAAGGAUAUCAAUAUUACUUUAUCCUUAAAUAAACAUAUACUAACUAUAGUGCAGUUUGAUAGUGCAGUUUAAGGAGAUUUUACAGCUAACCACUGUAGCUAUUUCACAUGCUGAUAUUGACUUUGGUAUUAUUGAGUGAUCAUUGGCUAGAACUCGAAUUGCUAGGAGGCUGGCCCACGUGGGGGAACAUUUAGGGAAAAUGGUGCAGCACAGCUUUCAAACUAAGGAUUUCGUGGCUAAUUGAGGUAAGACAGUAAUUCUGCUAAUAGAUUAUGCAUGUAUGAACUACACAUUGAUACAUCCAGCCCAAAGUGGGGGAUUGAAAAAAUACUUAAUAGUCGUCAAAGUUCCAGAGCAUGUCUUUAAAGGAAAAAUCCACCCAAAACCACUAAUUCCUAUAAUUUACAGUGUUAAAUAACACUAAUAUGUGAGAACAAUAUUUUCUGUGAUUCAUUUUUCAAGUCAAGUUUUUAUUAUCACGUGCACAAGUACAGUGAAAUGCCUUUCUUGCUUGCUCUUUCCCAACAAUGCAGUAAUAAUCAAUAUCAGUAGUACUAUAAAUGUUUUAAUAAAAAAGUCAAGUAGAACAAAAACACACAAGAAAUGUGAAUAAGAAGAGAACACAAGAACACAAGAAAGUAAGUAAGUUAUAUACAGGGUCAGUUCCAGGGUCAGUGCCAAUACCAUAUUUACAAUGUGCUAGGAUACUGGAGUGAUGGGGUUAAAUAUGUAUAGGGGUAAGGUGACUAGGCAUCAGGAUAUAUGAUAAACAGAGAAGCAGCAGUGUAUAUGAUGAUGAUUGUAUGCGAGUGUGUGUGUAGAGUCAGUAUGGAUCUGUGUGCGUGCUAUGUUUGUGUGAACAAAUUGUGUGUGUGUUGGUGUUUCAGUGUGAGUGAUGUGUAGAGUGUUCAUAGAGUCAGUGCAAAUAUAAAAAUAAAAUAGUAGGGUCAAUGCACAUAGUCUGUGUAGCCAUUUUGUUAGCUAUGUAGCAGUGUUAUGGCUUGAGGAUAGAAGCUGUUCAGGAGCCUGUUGGUGUCAGACUUGUUGCUACGGUACCGCUUUCCGUGCGGAAGCAGAGAGAACAGUCUAUGGCUUGGGUGGCUGGAGUCUUUAACAAUUUUCCUGGCCUUCCUUUCACACCACCUGAUAUGUUGUUAUAAUAAGGUUGGUAGAAACGUGAAAAUCUUUUGCAGCGUAAGUCGACUACAAAACCCACAAUGCAAUAGCUAGCAAAGGUAGCUACACACAAUAAUACCAAAGUCAAUAUCAGCAUGUGAAGUAGCUACAGUAGUCAGCUGUAAAAUCUCCUUAACAAACUGCACUAUAAAUUUAGGAGUUUACAAUCUCACCAUGUUCAACCUGCCAGCCUGGUCUCAUAGACUAAACGUAACAUAGUAAAUGUAAUUCAGAGAAACUCAAAUGAGUAUGAUAUGUUACGUUUGGUAUGGUUACAUAAGACAGAUGGUUACUUAAGGCAAAAACUAAAGUAGCUUGGUUGGUCGGCGUAUAACGCGAACGUCUAGCAACCCAAAAGUUGCGAGUUUGAAUCUCAUCACUGACAACUCCUCUGUAGCUCAGCUGGUAGAGCACGGCGCUUGUAACGCCAAGGUAGUGGGUUCGAUCCCCGGGACCACCCAUACACAAAAAAAAUUAUGCACGCAUGACUGUAAGUCGCUUUGGAUAAAAGCGUCUGCUAAAAUGGCAUAUUUAUUAACUUUAGCAUUUUAGCUAAUUAGCAACUUUUCAACUACUUACUACUUUUUAGCUACUUUGCAACUACUUAGCAUGUUAGCUAACAAAUUAAUACAUACCAUAUGAAACGUAAAAUAUCAUACUAAAUGGAGUGUCUCGGAUUUCCGUACAGAAUAAUACGAAUAUGAAUGCUUUGAGACCAGAUUGAGCAUUGUGAUAAAGCUGCACUACCUACACUGGAAGUUAAUUGAAAUAUGACUUUUAAAUCGCGAAAACGUCUGUCAUACCUCAGAUUUCAAUACUGGCCGAUGUCAUAAACCUGGAUGUUGUCUUCUCGCUCGAAUGAACCAUUGAUGAUAUUUUUGCGAUAUUCCUACCUCGAGAAAUUUGUAAUUUAACAGAGGUUCACCACAUUUCUCCUAUUUUUCUGCUUCAGUCCAUGGUCUUUAGCUUAGUGCUGUUGCGAACUUCAGACGUCAAUCUGCAGCUGCUGGGAAGGGUUAGGUUUAGGGGAAGGGUUAGCUAACAUACUAAGUAGUUGAAAAGUUGAUAAUUAGCUAAAAUGCUAAAGUUGUCAGUGUUGAGAUUCGAAUUCGCAACCUUUUGGUUGCUAGACGUUCACGUUAUAUGCCAACCAACCACCCUACUUUCAUUUUUGCCUUAAGGAACAAUCUGUCUGAUGUAACCAUACCAAACGUAACAUAUCAUACUAAUUUGAGUGUUUCGGAUUUUACAAUAACUAUGUUACAUCUAGUCUAUGAUACCAGGCUGCAAUGCUAUGUCAUACCGGCUGUAUUUCUGCCUGUGUCAAUGGCUGGAGCUCAGAUACACAUGAAAACAUGAAAUGACCCCAGGAAUCGAUAGAACAUUGCUCAGAGAUACACAAAUAUGAUAUAACAUUCAGAAUCGAUGAAUCUUUCUUUUAAUUUGACCCUCCUCUCAGCAGGAAAAUAAUCCUGCAGCAACAGGAAAUGUGAAUUAAAAUGUGGAUUAUAAAUAAUCUACAUUUUUGUAGGGGUUGAUACAUUUUUCGUUAGGGAAAAUCAAGUCGCUCUCUUUCCACCCAUCUCUAAGUCCACUCAUUCCUUUCCUCUUCAUUCAGCUCAACAUGUCGCAAUGCAUCUGUCCUUCUUUCCCACUGGCUUUUCACACAGUGUUCCUUCUGUCUACAUUUCUCUUUUCUUAUAUUUUUGUGCUCUCUCUCUAUCUCGCUACCUCUCUCUCUCUGCCUGUUACUGUGACUAUUUCUCGCUUAUCUUAUCCUUUAUUUUCUUAUAGUUUUUCCUCUGUCCUUUCUCUCCCACCCAUCUCUCCCUUUCCUCCCUCUCUCCAGUGUGUACGUCUCGCUGUCAGAAGUUCCUGAUCUCUCGUGUGGGCGAGGACUGGAUCUUUCUCAUCCUCCUGGGUCUGGUCAUGGCCCUGGUCAGCUGGGUGAUGGACUAUGCUAUCGCCUUCUGUCAGCAAGGUGAGAGAGAGUGAUGAAGUGGGAAGGAAAGGGAGGGAGGGAGGGAGAAAGGGCGGGGGAGAGAGAGAGAAGGAUGUAUCCUUGGGUCUAGUCAUGGCCCUGGUCACAGUGGUCAGCUAGGUGAUGGACUAAGCCCUAGGGAAUGGAAGGAGGGAGAGAAGAGAGAACGGGAGGGAGAAGAAGAGAAAGGUAGCUGGCGGGAGAGCGGGAGAAAUAUUCCUAGCUCCCCUAGUGUCAAAAAGUUUAUUUAAUUGGUUUUAUAUAUCUCUGUGUGUCUGUGCAGCUCAGAAGUGGAUGUAUGGGGGACUGGACAGUAACAUGCUCCUGCAGUACCUGGCAUGGGUCACCUACCCCGUGGUGCUCAUUACUUUCUCAGCAGGGUUCACACAGAUACUGUCCCCGCAGGCUGUGGGUAAGAGACACACUCACGCUCAAGUGUGACACACACACAAGUACAUGAAUGGGCACGCAGACACACACACACACACACAUAUACUCUCUCAUUCAAUUUCAUCUCACACCUACAUUCAUUGCUAAUCAUGCACACUCAUAUAUUUAAAUACCUCAUUUGCAUACAGAAUGAAACACUGUGCAUGAUUGUUUAAAGGUCACAGAUGUAUGGAGUGGACUCAGUUCACAUGAGUAGUUGGCAAAAGUUAUACAACUUCAGGACAUCCUUGACUAUAUCCUUGAAACCGCUAGUACUAACAGCCUUGAAUACAUACAUAAUCUGGAAGUUGAUCCAUGAAUAUACAUUUUACUCCCUCUCCUUCUCUCCCUCCUCCGACCCUCUCCUCUCCCAUCUCUCCUCUUCCUACUUUCUGUCCUCCUCCUCUUUCUCAGGUUCGGGUAUCCCAGAGAUGAAGACCAUUCUGAGAGGCGUAGUACUGAAGGAGUAUCUCACCUUUAAAACCUUUGUGGCCAAAGUUAUCGGGCUGACCUGUGCUCUGGGCAGUGGCAUGCCCCUGGGAAAGGAGGUGGGAAACCCAUAGGAGACUGUUACGGAAUGAAAGUGAAAUGUUUGAAAUUCCUGGGCCCGUAUUUAUAAAGCAUCUCAGAGUAGAAGUGCUGAUCUAGGAGCAGUUUUGCCUUUAGAUCAUAAUGAAUAAAGUUAUGGACAGGGGGCGACCAGUUCUGCCUUCUUUUUUUCUCCCUUUCCCUUUCCCCCUCAUCCUCUGACCCCUACCCCUCCAUCUCUCCCUUUCUCCCUCAUCCUCUGACCCCUACCCCUCCAUCUCUCCCUUUCUCCCUCAUCCUCUGACCCCUACCCCUCCAUCUCUCCCUUUCCCCCUCAUCCUCUGACCCUAUUCCUCCAUCUCUCCCUUUCCCCCUCAUCCUCUGACCCUACCCCUCCAUCUCUCUCUUUCCCCCUCCCCCUCCCUAAUCCUCUGAUCCCUACCCCUCCAUCUCUCUCUUUCUCUCUCUCUCUCCUCUGAUCUCUCUCUCAGGGCCCGUUCGUUCAUGUGGCCAGUCUGUGUGCAGCCCUCCUGAGCAAGUUCUUGGCUGCCUUGUUUGGUGGAAUCUACAAGGUGAGAGACCCCCCCCCCCCCACACACACACCCUAACCUUUAACCCUGCACACAUGCUUACUCCCACUCAAUUUGGUUUUAGUAUCUGUGUGAUACCUGUCUGACCAGCCUGCCACUCCUCCAGGACCCACUCUCACCCCCACUCACCUGAGUCCAACGCUUGGCUCCAAUCUGGCUCCUGUCUGUGGUUCUCAGUCUGCCAAGAGAUUACUUUCUCUGCCAUACACCACCCAAGAUUUGGAGGAGGAGGCGAAGGAGGAGGAAAAGGAGGAGGAGGAGAAGAAAGAGGGGGAGGGAAAGGGAGAAGAAGGAAGAAAGUGUCAAGUUUACUUUAUAGAGCUUCCAUAUUGAUCAGUGUCAGGGCUCAAUCCAUUUGAACCCAGUCACUAUAGGAGAUUGCAUUUACUUUCUGUCCAAAAACCAAAGCAACGAUGCAUUAAAGAGAAUAUCCCAGAAGAUUUUGGUCUCUGCUUUUCUUCAUUUGAACUCUUAGGUACUCACUCAGAUUUCUGUCUUUUCCCACUUACUGCUUAAGGAAGAGCCCUUUGAGGGAAACAAGGUACGAGUGCACGUGUGUCUAAGUAUGUGCACCUCUCAGAGUUUCCACUUUUCAUGUACACAUGUUGGAGCGUCAUCUGAGCACCAUUCCAUUUCUAAUCAAGGAUUUCUAUUAUAUUCUAUGUGAAUGACACAUGACAUGCAUGACAUCUCCCUUUGCUUCAUGUUAUUCUGUUCAUUCUAACAUUCCCCUCUGUGACUCCAUUACAUUCCAAUGCCCUUGGCCUUCCCUUUUUACCAGAAAUGUGUAUAUUUGUAUGUGUGUUUACAUGUGUGUAUGUAUGUACUAUGUGUGCUUGCACAUACGUGUGUGUGUGUGUUCCUAUUCCUACAGAAUGAGCUGAGGAACACUGAGAUGCUAUCAGCAGCGUGUGCAGUGGGGGUAGGUUGCUGCUUCGCUGCCCCCAUUGGAGGUAAUUAGAAUAUACUUUGGGUGAGAAAUACAAUAAGUGAAAGAAUGAUAUUACUGCAACAGUGAUUGUGUGUGUGUUGCAGGUGUGCUCUUCAGCAUUGAGGUAACGUCUACGUUCUUUGCGGUGAGGAACUACUGGAGGGGCUUCUUCGCUGCCACCUUCAGCGCCUUCAUCUUCAGAGUACUGGCUGUGUGGAACCAGGACGAAGGUGAGGAGGUGUGUGUGAGUGUGUGUGGGGGGGGGGAGUGCCUUGGGUCUGGGUCACUGAGCCAGUAGUUAGUCAGAGGUGACUCAUGAACCUCCCGAGUGGCGCAGUGGUCUAAGGCACUGCAUCGCAGUGCUAGCUGUGCCACUAGAGAUCCUGGUUCGAAUCCAGGCUCUGUCGUAGCCGGCCGCGACCGGGAGACCCAUGGGGCGGCGCACAAUUGGCCCAGUGUCAUCCAGGGUAGGGGAGGGAAUGGCCGGCAGGGAUGUAGCUCAGUUGGUAGAGCAUGGCGUUUGCAACGCCAGGGUUGUGGGUUCGAUUCCCAUGGGGGGCCAGUAUGAAAAAUAAGAAAAUUAUGUAUGCACUCACUAACUGUAAGUCGCUCUGGAUAAGAGCGUCUGCUAAAUGACGUAAAUGUAAUGUUAUUCUCCCUAUUUCUGUCGCUCUAUGUCUGUCCUUCUCUCAGAGACCAUCACAGCCCUCUUUAAGACACGUUUCCGUCUGGACUUCCCCUUUGACCUCCAGGAGCUGCCAGCCUUCGCCAUUCUGGGGUACGGGUUUGUUGUGUGUCUUUUGUGUCCAACACACCCAGGUCUGACUCCUCCUCAUUCUGAUCACUUCAAUGGCUAUUGAACUAGAAUGGUGUGUGACUCUGUCCCCUCUCCUCCUCAGGAUUGCAUGUGGUUUUGGUGGGGCUCUCUUUGUCUACCUGAACAGACUGAUAGUAGAGUGUAUGAGGAAACAGAAGACAAUCAACAAGUUCCUGCUCAGGAAGUGAGUCUAAUACAAACACGCACACACACACACAACUUCAUACACUGCUACACACACACACUAAACACACACACACACAGUGCCGGCUCGCCCUAUAUGUGGACUACGCACUGCGCGUCGGAGGCCCAGACAAAAAUACAAAUAAAUACGUUUUUUGAGAAAGAGAGUUUGAAAGAAAACACUUUUGAGAGUUGGAAUUCUAGAAUACACAAGGUGCAGUACGACUACAAAUGAACUAACAUUCUCUCAAGUCAUGUUUUGGGCCCAAGGGUCGUGAGGUGUGAGGCCCCAACCAAAUCUCGCUUUGGGCCCGCAAAUGGCUAGAGCCCUGAGUUCUUUCAUACAUGAACAGCAGUAUAUUAUAGAGAAGAUAAACACUGUAAAACAGAAUGGGAGCACCUGAGCAACAACCACUUUUUUUACCAGAAAAUGAUCAUGAUCCAUUGGGUAAUUUGUUAUUUUCAAUGAUUAGUAAUGUUUUGAGCUAGUAGAUAUGUCCAUUUUAUAUAUGAUAUAAUAAUGAACAGAUUGCAUUUUGCAUCCCCGUCACCUCAAGAUGAAUGGUUUUGACCACUGGAAAGUUUUACUUCGCUCCCGCACGCCACUGUUUUAGUUCAGUGCAGGUAGACAGCACUACUGUAGUUGCACCACUGGUGUAUAAAAUGAAAGGGCACCUACAAAAUAUUUUUUUUACAUCUAUUUUGUUGUGCUGUUAUAUUUGUAUCGUUGUUUCAUGUCCGAUGGUGUUGGUCCUAUGGUGGUGGUCCAAUGGUGUUGGUCCAAUGGUGUUGUUACAUAUCAUUUGAGCAGCGUGCACCACGAGCAAAUUCACUUUUCAUGAUGAACAUGGCCCGGGCAUGUCUUGGCUUUGCUGUAUUGCAGCCUCUGACUCUGCCUUCCAUCAGCCUACCAAAAGUUGCACCUUUGCAGACAACUGCAUGUCCGGUAGGUAGCUCACAAUUGAGAAAUAAUCAGUAGGCCUAAUAUUACAUGAUUAAAUCUGUGAAAUAGUUUUCCUCCCCAAGCUGUUUACAGGCAUUUAACACCAGUCUGCAGUUUGCCAUCUAUUUCCCAACAUCAAUCGUUUAAAUCACAUUGUUCAAAUAUUUUCAUUCAGUUACAAAAGUAACAGUCCUGGGUGAGCCCCAUAUGCGAGCCCACCAUGGCCGCUUUGAGGUUACAAUGUAGCCAAGAUGUAUGCGCCAAAUGAAAAAGCAUAGGAUAAUUUGUACAGUAUGUAGAUAAAAAAAACAGCUCUGCUUGUCUUGGUAAGGGACAGAUCGAAAUUUACUGGGAGGAGGGGCUGGUCCAACUCAAGGUGUCUCAAGGUGGUCCUCUGUAGCUCAGCUGGUAGAGCACGGCGCUUGUAACGCCAAGGUAGUGGGUUCGAUCCCCGGGACCACCCAUACACAAAAAUGUAUGCACGCACGACUGUAAGUCGCUUUGGAUAAAAGCGUCUGCUAAAUGGCAUAUUAUAUUAUUAUUAUUAUUAUAUAUUAUAUUAUAUAUAAUUAUUAUUAUUAUAAAAUAAAUAAUGCACCCCCCUCUCCAAAGUAAAAUAUUUUCACAUGACCUUCAACUUGUACUGUAAAAUAAAUGUAACAACCUCCCCCUCAUAGAAUUAACUCAAAAUAAUGUUUACAACCACAAAUAACAAAAACUGUAGCGACCCUGUGUUUAUAAAUGUAGAUAUCGACUUUGCCACUUCAGCAUGCUUUUGUGGCACAGUCGCAGGGGUACGGGCCAGAAGGUUGACGGUUCGCCGACCACCACAGAUGAGCUCACUCUCCCUGCCUGUUUCAUUACAUUACGAUCAGCCGGCUGCAGACAAUGAUCAACUAGGGUCAAAUCAGAUUUUUUACAUUGUGAUGCCAUAUUUAUAAUUAUAUAAAAUAUAUGCAACACAUUUUCCAGCAACAGGUUUCUGUGCCAAUGCACCACACAAUCAAUAAACAAAGCAUACUGACUUCGGGCACUUCAAUAUCAUGGUUUGCGUUUAACACCAUAAUAAAUAGAGUAUGUCAAUCUGGACAAACAGAAAAUACAUCCCUCCCUGCCUUGUAGGCUUACCCAGUAUAGAAGGCUUGGCUUGACAAUCUCCGAAUGUCAUUAAACAUUUUUGGUGUUUUGUAACAGAUGUCUCUUUCCAUUCAUCAAUUGGCCGCUGCACAGUUUGGAUAGAUUGAUUUUAUUAGUACACAAAGAUUUAUACACAGAUUUUUUUAAGUGACCGGGAUUGCACAAUAAAGUCGGGGACUUAUUUCUAUCGUGGCCCCUAUUUUUUACAUAAAUACAUAUACAAUUACAUAGAUACAGACACAUUACAGAGAAAGAGACAAAUGCUCAACCCCCAGAAGAGUAUGAGGGGGGAGUUUAAGUACAAUUCUUACAAGCUUGUUUGGCUGGUAGCUUAUUCUUUCGAUGUUUGGAGCUGCUGGUGAACCAUGAUAUGCAGGCAUAAUCAAAGUGACACUGGACUAGCGCACUUGCCAGAGUCUUUAGGGUGUAUAUAGGUAGGUUACCAUCCAAUUGGCGACAUAUUUCAUGUGAAUAUUCUAAAAUCUUCACAAAAACAAUAUGCAAUUUCAGAGUUUCCUUCAGGAAAAUUUGGUGCUGGACAACAUGACAUGGAAGAUUUUAAUUUACAGGACAUAUGAGACAUUUUAUGGACAUCCAUAUGCAUUCAGAUCCAACCUGGCUCAGCCAGCACCAUCAAUAAACAAGGGAUGUUGGCCAAAUGAGCCACAUUUACGUGUCCUUAAAAACAGCCUAUAACAAAUUACAAAAACACUAUUCCUUGUGUUUCGAUGUGUAGCAUAUGCAACUUUAUAUCCUAUUUGGGGUUUUUUCUUUAGGUACUUUCCUAAAACAAUAAUUGUUCACCUCACGGUUCAGCUGUCAGAGAUUUGAGCAGUAAAUGUAUCAGGGCAUUGCAUGCAAAGGCUUAGGUGUCUACUGUAUGAUCUUAUUUUAAUAGGCUAUAUAUAUAUAUAUAUAUAUAUAUAUAUAUAAAUAUAAAUAAAGGAAGAGAAGGAAGAGAAGCUUAGGCCUAACCCCAGAGAGAUAGAGAUAUGCCGGUGGCAUGCUACGACACCGACAUGUAUUUUUAUUUUUUUUAUGUCAGAUGGCUACUACGUCUUCUAUACAGAUAUAGACGUACAGAAGGAGGGUAAUUCGUUAAUUUUCAAUCCAAAUAUUUUAUAUCAAGAUAAGCAUUAUAUUAUUAGAUUAUAGGAGUAACUCUGGUAGGCCUGAAACAGUCUUCCUCACCUCAAGUGUCGGAGUCAGUUGGAGCGCCAGGUCACACUGCCUUCAUAUCAUAGGCCUGCAGUAGCUAAAGCUUAAUAAUAGCCACACCAUACCAAACCUUCACAAAUGUUUCUGAAGUUUAUUAGGGUAAUAUCAAAAGUAAGUCAAGCCAUUGUUUAUAGGGAAAAUACGAGCAGAAGACAGAAUGUAAACAUGGGAAAUAACGCACUACCCUCCCCUGUGCCCCAAAAACCCUCCCCAAAGCAAAAAAAAAAAGUUUGAUAACCCUCCCCUAUUUUGGACCACCCUUCCCCCCAGUAAAUGUUGAGCUGUCCCUAAGUAAUAUCGACAAAAUAAGCCAUUUCUAAUAUAUGCAUGCUGCUAAGACAAGUUAAUUUGAAACAUUUUCAUGGUGACAUUGCUUCAGCGCCAAAAAGAAGUCCAUGUCGGAGGAAAAGCAGAAUGGGCCAUUAGUCCCCUGUAGCUCAGUUGGUAGAGCAUGGCGCUUGCAACGCCAGGGUUGUGGGUUCGUUUCCCACGGGGGGCCAGUAUGAAAAUGUAUGCACUCACUAACUGUAAGUCAUACUGGAUAAGAGCGUCUGCUAAAUGACUAAAAUGUAAAAAAAUAUAUAUAUAUAUUAAUGUGCUUGCUGGGAAUACGAUUUUGUUAUUCCUCAUACUUUUCAUGAUUAUUCAGUUUCUUCACGAUUUGUUGUAAAAUAUGUAGCCUACUCACUGUGGUUGUUGUUCAAAAUUACAAUUUUCAAAUAAUUGAUAGUAGCCUAGUCCUGUAACUGCAGGCUACAGAUUUGUUCAAAUGUAAAAAACCUUUUUUCUCUCAUCUUAAAAAGACAAGAUUCUCAAGAUAGGCUACUGUAGAAUGAUUUAUGUUAAAAUUGUGGGGUGUUAAGAACCAAAAUGCAAUUACAUUAUGUACGCAGUGCUGUUCUUUGUUUCUAUUGAUCAAAUUAGGCCUACACAAUAACAAAAUAUGCAGGCUGUAUAUGAGUAGCUCGCAAAAAAAGGUUUUAUAUGAAGUAGUCUUUAUAAAAUAAAUGGUUGGAGACCCCUGCUCUAGCCCAAACUGUUCAAAUAUGACCCAUAUUACCGGAGCUACAUUUUAUUAUUUUUAUUGCAGAUUCAGGGCCACAAUUUAUGGAUAUAUAUAUAUAUAUAUAUAUAUAUAUAUAGCUGCCAAAAGAAAUCACAUUUGAUCAUUAUAAUUAAUAAUAAGUUUGCAAUAUUGUUUUUAUGUGAACAUAAUCAAUUAACUCAAGUUUGCAUUUUCAAGUUGACAGUUCUUGUUCAAAGCCCUACCAGAUAACACUAGCAUCUUGAGAAAGAAAAUUGUUAAAAGAUAACUCAAGUUCACAUUAGUAAUUGUACUAAAUUAUUGUGAUUUCAUUAUUUGUGACAAAAAGAAGAUGAAAACACAAUGUGCAAUUUAACAAUGCUUUUUCUUAACCUAGCAAGUGCAAAAUUCUAAUUCAAAUCCUUAUUGGCUAAAACAAUAUUAUUCCUCCCAUUUUUUUAUUAAUUUCCUCAUUGUCGUGUUAUCCUGGCCACAUUCUUAACAGUUUGGCCUGUCAAUCAAUCACUGUGGGUGGUUUUAAAAAAAAUUUAAAAAUGGUAAGAUUUUGCACCCCCACUUUCAGACAAAGUCAGGUGCCCAUAGCGACACACACACACACACACACACGCACGCUCGCUCGCUAACUCACUCACACACUCACACUAAUGAACCCACAGCUCUUCUCUCCAUGUCAGACGCCUGGUGUAUCCUGCCAUGGUCACCUUGAUCAUCUCAACCCUCACCUUCCCCCCUGGGUUUGGACAGUUCAUGGCUGGACAGGUCAGAAGUUCCAAAUUUUUUAUAUCUGUGUCUGUGUAUCUGUCAACCGCACUGUGUAUGAUACACUUUUCAAAAUAUAAGACCAGGGAUGCAUCUCAAUUGUCUAAAACAGCUUCCUCUCCUUGUCCCCUUCAUAUUCUCUGAUAUGAAGGAUCAGUCCUGUGAUGUCUUCACCUAUCCUAUUCUCUUAGAUCAGUGAAGGGAAGGAGAUGAGGAAAGAAAGCCAAUUUAGACUAUUAAGAUUGGUACAGUAUAUCCCAGUCCUAACAGCUCUAUCUCGCCUUGUCUCCUCAGCUGACGCAGCAUGAGUCCCUGGUGGCGUUGUUGGACAACCGAACAUGGUGUCGCCAGGGCGUUGCCGAGGAGUUUGACUACAUCAGCCACUCCCACGCCUGGAAACACCCCCAGGUUAACGUCUUCAUCACUCUCAUCCUCUUCAUCGUCAUGAAGGUACGUGUUCAUUUAUUUGAGAUAGAGAGAGUGUGCAGAGUGUGUUUAGGAUAGGAUUCUUAUUUACAAUGAUGGCCUGUUUUGGUGUGAAUCUAUGAAUGUUAUGCCCCAGUGUGUCUGUUUUCAGUUUCCUCUAUUAACCUUCUCUCUCACACACUAGUUCUACCUUUAUCUCUCGCUCCUCAGUUCUGGAUGUCUGCAGUAGCUACCACCAUGCCUGUGCCGUGUGGGGCCUUCAUGCCAGUUUUCCUCAUUGGUAAGUCACUUGCUGUGUGUACAAAUGUGUGUAUUUAGCCAUACACACUAAAAACACUAACACUUUAUGUAUGUGAUGUGCAGGUGCGGCAUUUGGACGUCUGGUAGGAGAGACCAUGGCAGUCAUGUUCCCUGAUGGCAUCCAUGCCGAUGGCAGUGUCUAUCCUAUAGUGCCUGGCGGCUAUGCUGUAGUGGGUGAGUACAUCACCAGUUGCAUUAAAACAAACCUGUUUUUUUGCUUUCAAGGCCCCAUUACAGCUCUAACAUCUCCACUUGGCUGAAUCCAAUCCUGAGACUACUGAACUUAACCAUAGGCCCCUCCAUUUUGGCUCUCUCUGAUGUGAUUGAAACUGCAGGCGGUGCACCACCAGUUGCACUAAAACCAACCUGUUUUUUCAUCUUCAAGGCCUCAUUACGGCUAUUUUGUAUCUACUUAUGGGCACCAUCUUGGCUCUUUCUGUUCUCUAAGGUGAUUGAAAAUGCAGACGGGUGUGAUGCCGAAGCUAUUUUUGUCAAUUGUGCUAGCUUAUUGAAUGUGACUGAUGAAAAUGUAUUCUGUUACGAUAGAGCAGAUAAGCAGGUUUUGGAUUGAAAAUGAAAUCAUUUUCUGCUCCUCAUUGAUUUGAUUGGUUAGUAGAACAUCAAAGGGACAAAACCUUGAACAAUUCAUUUUUAUUUUUGGGCAUAAAAGACUUGUUGGAUAAAUGUAACUAGUACAAUCCCAUCACAAAUCACUAGCUUGAGCUUUCAUUUGUUUUGUUGUCUAAAACAGUAUAGCUAACAAAUACACUUACAGUAGCAUUGAAAACCCGUACACCAUCUAUUGCUUAUGAAACAGUAUUUUGUGGAGAGAUGUAAUGAAUUAAAUGUGGACUCACCCACUACUCCAGAGGCACUGCACUUUGGCUGUGCUACCAGCCUUUCUGUACUCUCUGUAGUUGUAAAAAAAAAAAAAAAAAGAAGACAAAUGUCACUUUCCACCACUUUGGACAAAGUCAUAUUCAUCAUCAUCCAUACUGCGUAUCCCUCCUCCCCAGGUGCGGCGGCGUUGUCAGGGGCAGUGACUCACACGGUGUCGACAGCAGUCAUCGUGUUUGAGCUGACGGGUCAGAUCAGCCACAUCCUGCCAGUAAUGAUAGCGGUGAUCCUGGCUAACGCCGUAGCCCAGUCCCUCCAGCCCUCACUAUACGACUCUAUCAUCAGGAUCAAGAAACUACCCUACCUCCCUGAACUGGGCAUGGGGCACCAUGAGUGAGUCCGUCUGUCCAUCUUUCCUUUGUUUACGUCUCUAUCUCCCUUGCUGUCUGUUACUCCCUUUAUUCUUUAUUCUCUUAUGCUUUCAACUGUCUUCAAGACUGACUCUCUCUUCUUAACAUUAUUUAUUGUCCUCUAUUCGUCUAUCUCCUAUUUCAUUCUUACCACUUCUUCUUCUGCUCUCUUCUCCUCCUCUCCUUCAGGAAGUAUAACAUCCGUGUGGAGGACAUCAUGGUUAGAGACGUACGUUACAUCACUCUCUCCUCCUCCUACCGAGACGUACAGGAGGUCCUGAUGACUGGACAGCUGAAAACACUGGCCCUGGUUGAGUCCACAGGUAAGGGUACGUGUGCAACUGCACAUCUAUAGUCAGCUAUAAAUCCAAGAUGCAUCCUUCCUCCAUGACACCAUGACACAUGUCUCCCUCUCUACUGCUUCUCUUCUCUCCCGUGUCUUUCACUUCUUCCAGCUUUUUGUUUUGGUGUCCUAUUCCAUCUAUUCCGUAUUCUGCUUAUUACUCUCCUUUACUGUUUCCUCUUUCUGUCCUCUCUUUUCUCCCCUAUUCCCUGCACCCCUUUUCUCUUCCUCUUUCUCCUCUCCCUUAUUCUCCUUUGCUCUUUUCUCUCCUAUUUUGUCACUUUUCCUCUCUCUAUCUUCCUAUCACACUCUCCACCCUUCCCCUCUCUCCCUCCCUCCCUCCCUCUCUCUCUCUGUCCCUCAGACUCUAUGAUCCUGUUGGGUUCUAUAGAGCGAUGCCAGCUCCAGGCACUCCUGUCCCUCCAGCUGGGUCCAUUGCGCAGGCUAGACCACCUCCGGAGGCAUGCCCAGGACAACGGCACACACACACACACACUGGGCACACACACACACCUGACCAGCCUGGACACCAUGGACAGUCCUCCCAGCCCACCCUGCACACACACACACUCCUACACCUCCAAUACCAGCGCACGCCAUGGGGUUCGCUUCCUGGUGAGUGUAGCAGAGGUGAGUCGGACUCACGCUCACGUGAGGAGGUAGCCCUGCCUGCGACUUAAAGUCACUGUUACCAUCGAGGGUGGUGAGGGUGUUGGGUAGUUUGGGUAAAGUUUAUUACACAUAAUGUGUGGAUGUGUAUUUGGAUGGACAGAUAUUGGUUACAGUAAAUGUGUGAGUGAAGUGUGUGUUUGUCAGGGUGUGUGUUAGGAUAGGUGUGUGUGUAAGUACAGUAGGUGUGUGGGACUGGUUUGGUAGGGGACGUCUGUGAAGUUUGUCUAAUGGGGUCUUACAUUAUGUGGGGCAUCUUCAGUACUUCAGUAUGCCUUCUACUGUCUACAGUACCUCUAACCACUGUAUAUUGUGUGUAUAUUGUCUGUAUAUUGUCUGUAUAUUGUGUGUCUCUAUUUAGAUCUCAACAGAGGAGUCCUCCUUCAGUGCAGCUGUGUCCAACUCUCAGCUGCCACUCAAGUCUGCUAUGAAAACUGUCCCUAAUAUUCACAACACAGAAGCACCCAACAGCAUACACACUCUCUCAAUUAAUAGAGACACGCCGACUCCCUCUCCUCUCUCAGGCUCUCAGCAGACUCUCUCCUGUGGUGACCCUGAGAGAGAGCUACUUGAGGUGAGUGUGUGUGUGUUUGUGUGCAUGUGUCUGUGUGUGUGUGCGUGUGUACAUGCAUGUGUUUAUGUUUAUGUGUGUAUGCUUGUAUCCUCAUAUGCCUCCUUCCUUUACUUCCACUCUGUUCUCAGAGAAUCUUUAUUAACUUUAAGCCCCAGCGUUGCUGUAACAUAACAUUGCACCUCUCCUCCCUCUCCUUAGUAAGAGAAGCAAAACAAGCGUUCUGCGUUUUAGUAACAUUGUUUUCAUAUUUAUAUCACCCAUUAUCCGUCUCCUCUCUCCUUAUCAGCUGGUAAGCCCAUUAUAGAGUAUAAUGUUGCUGUAACGUUGUUUUUAGGUUGUGUUAACGUUGUGCUAACGUUGUGCUAACGUUGUGCUAUGUUAAUCCCUUCUCUCCCUGGCUUUAAGAGCCCGGCAGAGCCAGAAGCUCCUGAGAGCAGGGGGCCCAAACGAGUCAGGAUCUCCAUGAUGGUGGUAAGACUGCCGCCCGCAUUAGAGUCCGUUGCUAAGUAACUGUUGCCUAGCGACCUAGCAUAGAGCAAGUGACCGACCAAAAUCGUUUUGGGUACUUCUACCAACCCAAAAUAUACUGUGGCUGUGUAGAGGGAGAGAAAUGAGAGGGAGAGAAGGAGAGAGGAAGGCAAAAUUGACCAAACCUGAGUUAAAUCAUUUUAGUGAUUCAGCGGAUUAUUUCGCCAAAAAAAGCUCAAUCAACAGUGACUCACAAAGCAAGCUGAGCAACAGCGUAGCUGCAGGGGCAGAAGCAUGCACUUUUGAUUGUGGUUAUGUGUUUGGUAUGUGUUGUUAGUCUUUCAUGCUCAUAUGCAGUGGCGGUAUGGAUUCAUUGUAUAUUUGUGUUUGUGUGUAUGUGGGUGUAACCACUGUCUCUCUUUCUUUUCAGGAGUCCCCAGAAGUAGAGGAUGACAUGACCACAAACGAAGUAAGACUGAACUCUCUCAUUGGUAAACUGGCGUGUCAGUCAAAAACAAAAAAUGCAGUGACUGUUGUGAGAGCUUUAUAGAUGUUCUUUAUUGGCUGAGUUUUUAAUCCAAUCCCACAGAUAGCGGAGUGGGAGGAGCAACAGCUUGACGAGCCAGUGGAUUUCAACAACUGCAAGAUAGACCCCGCCCCUUUUCAGCUUGUGGAGCGGACAUCUCUGCAUAAGGUGUGCCAUCAUCAGUUCACCUGUCACUCAAUCUACCUAUCUCUUACCGAUCUACCAAGCAACCCAACUGUCACGUCUUAGUUGUAAAGGUUUUUCUUGUGAGACUUGUGUUAUCGUUGUUUCACUGCCAAUGAAGGCAGACGUGAGCAGAGCAUCUGCUAAAUGACUCAAAUCUAGAAAUGUAACCAGACAUCAGGUGUCAGACAAUGGCUGAGUUCCAUCUCUAAAAAAUAUGUUCUCUUCCCUCUGCCCUUGAUGACUCCCCUUUGUUUGAUGGGGUUGGUGACAGAAAGUUGAUGACACACAGCUCCACUCGACAGGAGCCUUUCAUUACAAAUAGAAGUCUCUGCACUAGACUAUGGCAUUUUUGUAGUAGACAAUUUGUUCUCAAUGAUGUUUUACCCCCUCUCUUUCAUUCUCUCUCUCUCCAUCCCCUCUCUCUCUCCAGACUCACACCAUAUUCUCCCUGCUUGGGCUGGACCAUGCCUAUGUGACCAGUACAGGACGGCUGGUGGGAGUGGUCUCCCUCAGGGAGGUGGGUGUUCCUGUGCAUUAGAACCCUGAUGUCACGGUCUUGUAGUUACUGUGUAGUUAUUUGUAUUUUCAACACUGAUGUCAUCAUGCUAUGAUUGAUUGAGUGCACUUCACCUCAAAAUCACCACAAACACAUUAUUGAUAUGACAUCACAGGAACACUUCCUCUUUACUUUGGCUGUGAUUGUGUUAGAAUAUUGCCAUCACCUCAGAUCAGUCCUAAUGACAAUACUGUGCUUUAUGAAUCAGCAGCAAUCAAGGCUAAUCAAUCUGCUCAUUACAAAAGUUGAUGCAGAUUAAAGGUUGCCUUGGUAACAACCCAGUGCGCUUGGAGAUCUAAUCAAAAGCGUAAUAUGAAUCACUACUCUGUGUAUUCCAAAAUUACUUCAUAAUGUUCAAUUAUAUGUCUCUUGCUCUCUCUCGCUCGCUCUCUCUCUCUCCAAUCUUCUUUCCAUCCUCUCCCUAUUUUAUUCCUUUCCCUCUCCCUCCAAUCUACCUCUCCUCUCUCUGUCUAACUCUAGCUGCGUAAGGCCAUAGAGGGUUCAGUGACGGUGACAGGGGUGAAAGUUCGCCCCCCUCUGGCCAGUUUCCGUGACAGCGGCAACACCACCAGCAUUUCCGAGGUGACAGAGCUACACAAGCUUUGGAACCGCCACAGAGGCCUCUCAUUACCACGGGAACCCACCCCGCCCGACAUGGAGGACCAAUUGGACGUUACGCAUGAGGAGACCCCUGUCCACUUCAUACAGGACCAAUCAGAUAUGGAGUUUGAAACCAUCCCUGCUGACACUAUUGACCCACCAUCGGAAUUGAUUCUUCAGGAAAGCCUCUCAAUAACAGAGGACCAAACAGAGGAGUUUAUCUUAGAGUGCAGCCCUUCCCACACUGACGAAUCAGAGCUGGCCUGUGAUUUUGACCCCUCCCACCUCCCUGAGACUGACCAAUUGGAGCCGGUGAAGGAACAUGGAACCCCGCCCCAUGGAACCACGCCCCAGAACAUAGAGCAAAUGGACCAAUCAGAAUUGCAGUGUAAGCGAAGUCCCACCCGCACUGAGGACCAAUCGGAAUGA